This is a messenger RNA of Mytilus californianus (California mussel), 1953 nucleotides long. Its product is annotated as trehalase-like. Gene Ontology annotation, molecular function: alpha,alpha-trehalase activity. The record is from RefSeq and is a predicted model, not a curated record. Lineage: Eukaryota; Metazoa; Mollusca; Bivalvia; Mytilida; Mytilidae. The coding region runs from base 171 to 1913 and encodes 580 amino acids. Gene Ontology annotation, biological process: trehalose catabolic process. The transcript has 13 exons.
UAGUUCAUUCCAACAACAUUUAUAUUAAAGCAUGUUAUUAUCAGACACGUUUUGUAAACAAAGAAUGAGGAACUGAGAUAGUUAACGAUACGCGCAUCCGUACAUAAAACAUACACAAUAUACACUAUUUUAUACAAUUAUGAUUCGUGUUAGAUAACUGUAUCUCUAGGAUGUUAAUUAUUUUGCUGUGCUUUGGAUAUACGUUUAGUCAGGAGCUAGCCGCUUGUGAUAGCCAGAUUUACUGUGAUGGACCAUUGUUACAUGCUGUACAAAUGGCCAAGAUAUUUCCAGAUGGGAAAACCUUUGUUGACAUGAGUAUGAAAGAAAGUCCAGAUGUAAUAAUCUCAGCAUUUAACAACUUAACAAACCAGUCUACGACCACAUUGAAAAACUUUGUCUCUAUGUACUUUACUGGACCUGGUGAAGAAUUAGAAACAUGGGCUCCAACAGAUUAUGUUAAAUUACCACGUUUUCUAAAUGACAUAAAAGACCCCCAACUUAAAGACUUUGGAUGGGACCUUUGUCGAAUUUGGAAAGAUCUGGGAAGAAAGGUAAAAGACGACGUGAAGAUAAAUCCAGAUCGAUAUUCGAUGAUCUAUUUACCGAAACCCUUUAUUGUUCCUGGUGGUCGCUUCAGGGAGACAUUUUAUUGGGAUUCUUACUGGGUAAUUAAGGGAUUACUGGUAUGUGAAAUGAACACUACAGUCAAAGGAAUGAUGGAAAAUUUUAUACACUAUGUCAAAACUUUUGGCUUUAUACCUAACGGUGGGAGAACAUAUUUCACCAGAAGAUCGCAGCCUCCAUUUUUUAUUCCAAUGAUGUAUGAAUAUUAUAAGUCAACAGAUGAUCUUGAAUUCAUCAGAAAUAAUUUCCAUAUAUUAGAAGCUGAAUACGAAUUCUGGAUGAAAAACAGAACUAUAUCAGUUGAAAAGGAUCGAAAGAUGCAUAUAUUAAACCAGUAUCAAUCAGACGUAAUCAAACCAAGACCAGAGUCCUAUUUUGAAGAUGUAAAGACUGCAGAGCAAAGAAAUAUUGCUGACAGACCCAAACUGUAUUCAAACUUAGUUUCUGCCUGCGAGUCUGGUUGGGAUUUUUCUUCACGUUGGUUUUCCAGAGAAAAAGGAGAGAAUCUAACAAUGAAUACUAUAGCAACCAUGGACAUAAUUCCAGUUGACCUCAACAGUAUACUUUGUUUAAAUGAGAGGAUUUUAAUGACAUUCGCCGGAAUUAUUGGUGAUUCUACAAAAGAACAAUACUACCACCAAAAACUAACACAGCGUAAAGAAGCCAUCGAAGCUGUGUUAUACAAUAAAGAUGCAGGAAUAUGGCAAGACUUUUCACUACAUACCAAUAAAUCCAGAGAGUUUUUCUUCAUGUCUAAUAUUUUCCCUGUAUAUAUGGAGUGUACAGAUUUAACAAAUGAAAAGAAGGAAAAAAUAUUACAACAUCUACAGACUAAUAAAAUAACAGAAUACUUUUCGAAAGGGGGAGUUCCAACAUCUUUAGAUGACACGGGCCAACAGUGGGAUUUUCCAAACGGAUGGUCUCCACUACAACAGAUAAUGAUAUGGUCUUUGGAAAGUAUUCCCCAGACUAAGCAUCUGGCUCGAUCAUUAGCGUCAUCAUGGCUCGACAGCAACUUUUUAGGUUGGCAAAGAACAAGAGGCAUGUUUGAAAAGUAUAAUGUACUUGAGCCAGGAACUCGCGGUGGAGGAGGUGAAUAUGAUAUACAGGAAGGAUUUGGAUGGACAAAUGGUGUUGCAUUGGAAAUUCUGAAGAAAUAUGGUGACGUCAUCACGACUCCUGAUUCAAAUCCACAAUCAACGUGCAUAAAUGGUUGUGCUAUUUCUGAAUCAAACCUUUUAAUUGUUUUACUAGCUUAUAUUGUUUAUUCAAAUUAUAAGCCUUCUUGAUAUUGUUCCUUGUUACAUUAUUAAAGUUUCAAAAAUAGCA